CGCCAAGCGCUCAGGAAUAUUGCCAUGUUGUAGUCAGUUUAGGUUAUUUUUGAGGGGAUAAUCAGGCAAUUCGUAUUUGAGACGCUGUAAAUAAGCAGUAGGUUAUUUCGGAAUUGCUUGCAUUGCUGAGUGACGUGUCAAGCAUCUUCGAUAACUACAAAACAUUGUAUCAGAUUUGUGUUGAUACAGUACCAACUGCAACAAAAUGUCUAAAAUGGAAGGCCCUAGCAGUAUGAGUCGCAAGACUAAGGACAAAGACGCACCAGGGGGUGAAGGAGAUGAGGGGGAAGAGGAAUAUUCAGUGGAAAAGGUUCUGGACAGGAGGAUUCGAAAUGGCAGAGUAGAAUACUUGCUCAAAUGGAAAGGAUAUUCCAAAUCGGCGUCUUACAUGAAUGGAAAUCACGACAGUCCAGACUACAUGCCUUUAAAAAACAUGACAAUCCUCAACCACGGACUUCGUCAGAGAACUAAUGCCGCUUCAUCACACCAUCGCCAAUUUGAAGAUAACACAUGGGAACCUGAGGAGAACCUGGAUUGUCCAGACUUAAUUUCAGAGUAUGAGGAAAAUAGGAAAAAGAGGGAAGCAGCAAAAAAGGAUGAACGAAAGCGGAAACCUGGCACUCCUAUAGAUGACAAGAAACCUAAUGCCAACAAGAAAAAGCAUGUUGAAGAAGAUAAUAAACCAAGAGGAUUUGACCGUGGGCUGGAACCUGAAAAGAUUAUUGGAGCAACCGACUCAAGUGGAGAAUUGAUGUUUCUUAUGAAGUGGAAAGGAACGGAUGAAGCUGACUUGGUACCUGCAAGACAAGCCAAUGGGCGCUGCCCGCAGAUUGUGAUUCAGUUUUAUGAAGAGCGGCUUACGUGGCACACUUCAAGUCAUGAUGAAGACGAGCCAGUAGUAGCAAAGGAAUCCACUGAAUGAAUGUAUUUUAUUAUGUGUAUUACUGAAGGGACAGCAGACUUUGUUACUGGUUUAUUUACUCUUUUGACUAGCUUUCUUAUAACUCUAAUUUGGUAACUCCUUGAUUUCCUCAUUUUCACAUUUCUUGCCAUGUUUGGCAAAGCACAUGGCUGCAGUCCACUUAAGGUCAGUUUUAAACAUGUUUGUCUGACACAUAAUUCAGUGAACAUUAAGAUUACAAAUUGCCUAAACAAACAUUUUACAGUUUUUCAGUACGGAGCAAUCUCUUUGGGUAUGAGAAAAAUAAAAACAUUUUAAAGUAAUAUCUGUUAACUUUUAUGACCCAGUGCUCAUUUUGCACACACAAGUUGGAAAAUGUGAUGAGACUUUUGGAGUUGUCUUCCCUGUUUCUGAUGCACACAGCACAGUUUAUAAUGCGAAGCCAAACUUUCCCACAUCAUUCAACUUCUCUCUUUAUGAUUUUCUGUGAAGCUGCAGAAGUCUUUGAUGUCAGGUCAUUGAUGUCCGUGUUGCUCGGCUGCCACAAUAUUUUUCAUUAACUCCCAAGCAAAGUAACUGGGAAGUUUCAUGUUUGGUGAACUUGGAGGUCAAUAAAUGGUUGCACCAUAGCCACACCAUGUCAUGGAUUCACAUACUUUGGCCUUUGAUCCUGGUGACAUAGCUGGAGGUUUCCAAUGUGGUAGUAACAUGUACCUAUUUUAAACAUGGUAACCAAGGUAGUUUGAGGAUUGCCUACCCAAUCAUUUCCACACACAGGUUUUCAUGUUACUGUCUUGUUUUAACCAAAAUAAUAUACCAAUUAAUUUUAGUAUGACUCUCAACAUAAAAUUAUAUGAAAAUCCAUUCAUCCUUUUUAGAGCUUAUACAUAGAGACAGCCAGACAUGGGAAAGCUUACAGUUGCAAACAUGCGUGAAAGGGGGCUAUACUUUGUCAUGUGUCACUGUGUGCCAUGCUAAUGUCUUGGACUUAACUUCUUCAUUAUGGAGACAAGGUGCAUACCACACACACGGCAAAACUCUCACUGCUCCACUGUUACAUUCCAACACUUUGCAAACAGGACACAGUUUAUUUGUUGCUGUGCUUCUGACAUUUUCUUUAGUUUGUUUUGAGUGAUAUGCUGCAAGAACCACAUUACAAGAUCCCAAGUUCAAGUGCCAUACAUGCAACAGCUUUGUACCAUUAAUUUUAUUUCCACGUUUUAUGUUUAUCUAUACCCAGACAGAUCACCCUUUAACACAAAAGUGGUAAAUUGGUGUAUUCCACUUUCACUGCCUUAUUAUCAGGUAUUUUCUCUGUAUUUUUAUGUAGCAGCCUGUGUAGUUAAUAAACUUUUUUGGCAUGAACUAACUGUAAAAAUUUUCAUCAUAUUGUGAUGUCGAUGCCUAUUAUCUAUUGACUAUUGGCUAUGGGCUCUAUGUCAACCUUGAUUUAUUGAGAAUAAAUCAUCUUACAGAGUCUACACACACAGGCAACUAUCUUAUUACAGUUUUUAAAUCUCUGUCUCUACUGAUAUGUGACAUGUACUCAGCUAUGUCCACACUGUCUGUCGAGCUGUUCUUUUCCCCAAGUUUGGCGCUCUCCACUCACACACAUAGCCCGCAGCACCCCACUGGACGCACACUGGCUCCUCAGCCACCCCGGUGCUCUUCCACACACACAACUGAUCCUCUCUCAGCCCUCAGCGCCACACCAGACCGCUCGAUGGCUCCGCACUCUCUUGCUUUGACUCUAGACUUCACACUCUUCGCUUCUAAUCCACCACACAAGACUUCAUUCACUCUUCUGCACUCUUUGCUUCUGUUCCACCAUAGACCACCAACACUCAGGGAGGCAACUCUUUAUAGCCGUCGGCAAAUCCAUGGAAUGUUCCAGGCCAAAGAUCUAGAAGAUUCGCUUUCUUGAAGGUUCUUUUAAGGAGGAGAAUACGCAAUCUGGAACAUUCUAUGGUGGCCACACCUACAGCCUGCGUCCACUAGCCAAGGAGGGGAGUUAAGCAGCCCCUCCCUUCCAGUGUGAACCGUAUGCUCUUUCGGCACCACGUCACAAUAUCAUACAUAAGUAACAGUGACAUGAGUUAAACUGCAAUUUUAAUGCACUUAAUUUUAAGAAUGACUUAGUAUUACUGCAGGUGAUAAGUGAAUAAUGUUCAGGUGUCUUACCACAAUGUAAUUUUGUCUUUGAAUUACUUAUAGGUGGAUUACCACUUUCUUAACUGUGAAUGAUAUUUUGUGAUGGUAGAAUUGUAACAACAGAUCGUGAUACAGUUAUGUGUCAGUCUGCUUCCACUGUUUCACAUAUAGCAGUACCAGGAUCUUGUAAUAAUCAUAAGUGUAUGAAAUUAAAGGCCAGUGGAAUAUGUAAUCUUCUUGUUCACACUCAUUUCUUCCUUCAGUUGUGUGGUAUGUAAGAGUAGAAUACAAAGUGCUGUAGUAUUUGUAUGAUAAUUUCUGUUUUAGAAAUGUGUGAUUUGUCGUAGAGACAGGUUUCUACGUUAAAUAAAUAUAUGAAGUCCUUCAUUAUGUACUGUAUGAAUUAAGCAACUUUAUACAGUUUAAAAAAUAAAUUAUAGUUUUUAUGUUUUUAUUUCAAUUUUAUUGCAUUUUCUUGCCUUCUAUCUCAGCAUUUUUAUCACGUGUUGAAAUGACAUUGUAAUAUUAGUAUUUGUACAGUUUUAUUAUUUCUUUCUUCAUGCAGAUAGGUAAAUGAUAAAUAAAGUGGUAAGUGACAUUAUUCAGUAAGAUAAAAAUUAUGUAAAAUCAUAUUUAGUACUUCCUUGCAAAGUGCCCACCAAGUAUCUUUGGGAAGUCUAUGAGACAAGUUUAGGGAAUUCUGUUAAUUGUAUCAUUCGUUUUGUACAGGUUAGAAGACGAGUUCUUCUGAACUGUGAAGUUACCCUGUCUCUAAUGUUAAGAACUCAACAGUUCCUUUAUUUGUUUGUUAAUAAAAGUGUAUAAGAAUAAAUCUUUUAAUUUUUUUUCUGUGA
This is a messenger RNA of Zootermopsis nevadensis, 3906 nucleotides long. Its product is annotated as chromobox protein homolog 1. The record is from RefSeq and is a predicted model, not a curated record. Gene Ontology annotation, cellular component: nucleus. Lineage: Eukaryota; Metazoa; Arthropoda; Insecta; Blattodea; Termopsidae.